This is a messenger RNA of Batrachochytrium dendrobatidis JAM81, 1000 nucleotides long. RefSeq lists its product as uncharacterized. NCBI's taxonomy places the organism in Eukaryota, Fungi, Chytridiomycota, Chytridiomycetes, Rhizophydiales. Gene Ontology annotation, biological process: protein phosphorylation. Gene Ontology annotation, molecular function: cyclin-dependent protein serine/threonine kinase activity; ATP binding. Bases 1 to 855 code for a protein of 284 amino acids. The record is from RefSeq and is a predicted model, not a curated record. Gene Ontology annotation, cellular component: nucleus; cytoplasm. The transcript has 12 exons.
AUGGACUUGAAAAUCGAAAAGCUGGGUGAAGGAACAUAUGGAAUUGUCUACAAGGCUCAAAACAGAGAAACCGGAGAUGUUGUUGCUUUGAAAAGAAUACGUUUGGAUAAUGAAGAAGAGGGCGUUCCGUGUACAGCAAUCCGAGAAAUUUCGCUGUUGAAAGAACUCAAGCACAUCAAUAUUGUCAGGCUGCAUGAUGUCAUUCACACUGAAAAGAAACUUACUCUUGUUUUCGAGUAUCUCGACUCGGAUCUGAAAAAGUUCUUGGAUACCAAUGCAGGAGAUAUUAGUGCUCCAACCAUCAAGCAUUUAAUGCAUCAGCUUCUUCGCGGGGUUGCAUUUUGCCAUGACAAUAGAGUUUUACAUCGCGACUUGAAACCACAAAAUCUUUUAAUUAAUAAACGGCUAGAACUCAAGCUUGCGGAUUUUGGUUUGGCUCGAGCUUUUGGUAUUCCUGUACGUGGAUACUCUCAUGAAGUCGUCACAUUAUGGUACAGAGCUCCCGAUGUUUUAAUGGGCUCUAGACAAUACUCGACUUCAAUUGACAUUUGGUCCACUGGGUGUAUUAUGGCAGAAAUGGCUAGUGGUCGACCUCUUUUUCCUGGAAGUUCAAUUCGUGAUCAAAUCUUGCGUAUUUUCAAACUUCUUGGCACGCCUGAUGAAAAGUCAUGGCCUCAGAUUUUGGAACUUCCCGACUACAAACCAGACUUUCCCAUCUAUCCUCCAACACGUCUUGAACCCCUCCUCCCAAAACUCAGUCCUGAAGGCAUUGAUUUAUUGAUGAGUACAAUCGAGUACCAGCCAGAAAAGCGGAUAAGUGCAGACGAAGCUCUUUUACAUCCGUACUUUCAAUGACACUCUACGACAUUUGCCUUGUCAAUACGGUGCUGCCAGUAUAGCUUUCGAACAGUGUCCAACUGUGCUAAACGUGUACAUAACUGUUACACCCAAAAAAUAUAUUAAUUUUUUCAUCACAAAUGAAAAUAGCAAUACGAUACGC